Molecule: messenger RNA, 369 nt
Organism: Exophiala oligosperma
Lineage: Eukaryota; Fungi; Ascomycota; Eurotiomycetes; Chaetothyriales; Herpotrichiellaceae
Exons: 1
Coding region: 1-369 (122 amino acids)
Source: RefSeq, a predicted model, not a curated record
AUGAGGCUGAACGGUGUCGCUAUUUGUCGUCAGACUCAUGUUGUAUUCGUCGGGCGAGAACAGAAUGUUGUAUUGGGUAGAAAAGUGCCGCAGCCACCCCUGUGGCCCAAUAUAGCGGUGUCUGAUCGUCACUGGUCAAACAUCCACCUGGUAUGGCGGUCUCCCGGUGUCAGGUUCGAUGUGUUUGGCGAAGUGACCACCAGUAUCGAGAACCGCCGAUCGAGUAUGGGUAGCUGCAGGGUCAAAGGGCUCGAGAUUGCCGGACGAGAACCCGCCGAAAUCGUCACAGAGGAGGGCACUGGACUCUGGACUGCGGACAAUGAAGCAACGAAUGUGACCCAAGGAUUCUUCCAAGAGGAACCGACCUAA